GUCGAGGGGACUGGGAGUCCCUGUACGCGCCAGUUCGGGAGGUGAGGUCAGGCGUUUCCCCUUUGGCUGGCCCCCCCUUUUUUUUUUAAAGCCCAGCAUCGAGUGUUUUUUUUUUCUGAAAGCACCGAACGGCUUAUUACUCUUGCAUUAGGGGGAUUUUAAACGUUCGGUGGAUGAACACUAAUUCGGUGCGCUGAUCAAGGUUUGUGGUGGGGAAAAACACGUACAGUGGCGUAUCUAGGAAAAGAGUGAUGGUGGACAAUUCCAGUAGCAACAAAGCGCAAGUGCCCAGCUUGUCCCAGGACAGCAGUCUGACUGGAGCAUUCUCCCAGGCGGCUUUCGGAAGUUCAGCCGGUGUCAAAUUGGAGGCGGUUAUGGAGCAACUCCAGAGACAACAGCAGGCAAAACUAGAGAUGGAGCGCAAAGAGAGACACUUUAGGGAAGCCCGUAUUCUGUAUGCCCAACAGCUGGCUGCACAGCAAGCUUCCGCCGCACAGCUAGCUGCACAGCUGGCUUCUGCCAGGGCCCAGGGUGCCCCAUUAGCCCCUGAUUUUUACAGCAAAAACUCCCGAGACAGAGCGCUGAAAGGUGGACAGGGGCCGCAGGCUGCCAGGGGGCCCACGAAAAGCAGCCCUGACCUAAAUGAGAAGGACACUACUGAUGAGAUGGACAGGGGAAGAGGGUCUGAAGGGUAUGAAGAUGAUGACGAUGAGAUGAUGGAUGAAGAUGAUGGCAGUGAAGACGAGGAAAGCGAAGGAUUAGAGUUCCUCAGGAAACAGAGCUUUGCUCUUCAGCAAGCAGCCAUUGGGGUGCCUCCGUAUUCAUUCCCCGUUUAUGCCGCCUCACACUCUGCUGCUAAAAAACGUGCCCGAUCACCAACCACUAAGGUUAAGGAUGAACCCGAUGACUUCCACUCCGAUCAACAAGCAUUUAACACACCAAACGGACUGGCCGAUUGGAGUCUCGAUGACUCUUUCAAACAGAAUGGGAAUUCAAGUUGGAACGAUGAAGGCGAUGGAGGGAGAAGCCGUGGAGAAGCCUCUAGAGACUUUGCCAAGCUUUAUGAACUGGACAAUGACCCAAAACGGAAGGAGUUUCUGGAUGAACUAUUUGCAUACAUGCAGAAAAGAGGUACACCUGUGAAUCGGAUCCCCAUCAUGGCCAAGCAGGUGCUGGAUCUGUAUAUGCUAUAUAAGCUGGUGACUGAGAAGGGAGGUCUGGUGGAGGUGAUAAAUAAGAAGAUCUGGAGGGAGAUUACCAAAGGCCUGAACCUUCCCACCUCUAUCACCAGUGCCGCCUUCACCCUCCGCACACAGUAUAUGAAGUACCUGUACCCAUAUGAAUGUGAGAAGAAUGGUCUAAGCUCCCCUGGAGAGCUGCAGGCUGCCAUCGACAGUAACCGCAGGGAGGGUCGUCGUCCCGGCUAUAGCAACAGUCUGUAUCGAUUUUCCCCUUCUCCCAGUGCCUCAGCCCCCCACCUCCUCUCUCCUUCAAAACUGCACCUGCCUGCCACUGGACACAAUGGACUUCAGGCCACCCCCAGUCCUGCCAUGAAGAAAGCUACAGUUCCAGAGGAUGGUCCCGCCUCCAUGCUGCCAGGUCGACUCCCCUUGGCACUGGCUCUUGGGCAUCAACAGCAACUGGCACGCGCUGCCACCCUGGAGCAGCUGAGGGAGAGGCUGGAGACCAGCAUGGGCGCUGGGGCAGUGAACACAGGGGCCCCCGCGCUGGAGGGGCCAGAGAGGAAGAUGGCGCGAUUGGCAGAGGAGCAGCAGAGGCUACUGCAGCAGGCUUUCCAACAGAACCUGCUGGCCAUGGCGUCACAGGUCAACCCUGCCAACCUCCGAAUGAACAACACCGCCACCACCCGCGAGGAAAAGCAGGACCUCUCUCUCAGCCUUUCUUCUAAUGGCUCUGCAAGCAUUACCGUGUCUGUGGAGGUCAACGGGAUCAUUUACUCAGGAUCCUUAUAUGCCCAAAAGUCAUCUGCUGCUGUCCCAACCUCUGCUUCAACCACAGCCACGCCCACAGGCCACACCUCCACCCUCAGCCCCAGUAUCCCCUCUUCUUCUUCCUCCUCAAAGGGUCCUGACUCUGUGGAACCAGCCACAGGCGGCUCACCCUAACCAUCACCAGCUCCCUGUAACCAAACAACCAGUCAGUCCAGCCUAAGCUACAGUCUUUCCCAUUCUGCCCUCUAGAGGCAACGUAAUGAAUCACAUUCUGCCUACCGCACAUAUUGCAGCUGUGUUAUCCUUCCAGUGAAGGGAGGACCACACACAUACACACACUUACGAACUCAACAGCUGUCUAAGCUCAACAUGGACCACACCUGCUCUUAUCUACAAGUCUUCACGGUGUUUUCUCAGGACUUGAGAGGGUUUUUAAAGUUUAAUUCAACGAAAUACCUAGGUUGUGGUUGACAUUUUGCGGUCUAUUAAUACUUUUAUUUAAAGUUUGCUGAAUUGACCUCAUAUGCAGUGAAUUUGAAAGACUCAGGAUCGAUUACUAUGAUACUGCUGUGUUCUUUGUCUGUUCUGAUGGAUUUGAAAACAUUCUAGAAUCCUCAUCAAACUUUGCAAAGUUGGUUUGGUAUGAAAAGGGGUCACAAUUAUAUAUUUUUCCUUUUUUUAAAAUAUUAUUUACUUGAGUUUAUUGUUUUCUAUUUCCAUUGUUUUCUUUUUUAGUUUCUAGAUACAGAAAUAUUAUUAUGAUAUGAAAAAGAGUUUUGAGUUUGAAAUUGCAUUUUCCACAGCUGAGAGGUUGUUUUUUUGUUAUUAUUUAGACAUAUUUACAGGCAACAAUUUGGUUGAAAGAUUUUUCUCUACCUCAGACACAAGACAAUGUAUGAUAGAAAAGAAACUGUGUGGUAACAUAUCCAAGCGGGUGGUUUCCCACAGGUCAAUCAUUUCUGUGCGUUGGACGAUCAUGUAUAGGCUCGUGAAUAAGAGCUUUAAUUAUUCUAUUCUUUUACUCUGGAACGCAAGUGGCUGCUUCAAACAUACUUAAACCAGGUCACGGCAAAGCAGGAUAACAUUCAAAUCAACAGAGGAUUGAAUGUUUAUUUUUCUUAUGUAUUUUCAAUUGUUGAAACUUCAGACCUCACCUAUCUUUCCAUAUUGGAAAGCAUGUUUCUCAGGAAUUUCAGUUUUUGUUUUUUUGUCAUACAUUUUUACCUCAGAACAGUCUCACGUCUGGAAAAUAAACAACACUUCAUAUAACGCAGUCACUGUGGGACUGAAAUAGCUACCUCAAGUCAGAAUUUACCAUAGAUAAAGUUUCAACUGCCCACAGUGCAUCACCGAAUUACCUCAAAUACUGUAGUCCUACUCUUUGAUGCAAAAAACAUCUCAGGUUAUGAAUUAGCAAAAUACCUCAGACAGAACAUGAAUACACUGGUGUGAGAUGAAAAUAUUGUUCAUAUCCAUGAAGUAUUGAUUAUCGAAUGGACUGUCUUCCAAUACUUCCAGAACACUUCCAGUUGAUAUGGCACAAUCCAUGCUGGUCGGACUGGUCAUGAAGAGUUCAUGUACUUUGCUGAUUUAGCCUUGUCAACAAUAAGCUUUACAUUUACAAUCCUGCAUUUGCGUGACCCUGGGACCUGCUGGGAUACAGACACCUUUAGAUACUUCUCAUUUCUUUAUUCCUUAGAUAACUGCAUAGCUGAACACCAAAGACCAUGUGUUUGUUGUUCUCUUUAAUGACCUCGCUGGAAAGACACAUGCAUCUUUACACAAUUAAAUUCUGAUCUGAUGCAACAUUUUCAUGGUUUCACUGCAUUUUAUUUUUUUUAAUUACAAAGUGUAAUGUAUUCUAACCCUUACAGCUAAAAUAAAAUGACUUUAUAUGGCA
Molecule: messenger RNA, 3852 nt
Organism: Xyrauchen texanus (razorback sucker)
Lineage: Eukaryota; Metazoa; Chordata; Actinopteri; Cypriniformes; Catostomidae
Product: AT-rich interactive domain-containing protein 3B-like
Exons: 9
Coding region: 252-2126 (624 amino acids)
Biological process (GO): regulation of transcription by RNA polymerase II
Cellular component (GO): nucleus
Molecular function (GO): DNA binding
Source: RefSeq, a predicted model, not a curated record